Molecule: messenger RNA, 2870 nt
Organism: Python bivittatus (Burmese python)
Lineage: Eukaryota; Metazoa; Chordata; Lepidosauria; Squamata; Pythonidae
Gene: SMAD7
Product: SMAD family member 7
Biological process (GO): anatomical structure morphogenesis; SMAD protein signal transduction; cell differentiation
Cellular component (GO): heteromeric SMAD protein complex
Molecular function (GO): I-SMAD binding; transcription regulator inhibitor activity
Source: RefSeq, a predicted model, not a curated record
GGGUCUGGGCUGCCCGCCGCCGCGCUUUGGGGCUCCCCCGCGCCCCCUGCACAGACUGCCGGCCUGCCGGUCCGCGACGUGGCUCUGAGAAGGGAGAGGGGAGCCGCGGAGGGCGCCUUCCAGCCGAGCCUCCGCUGAGAGCGGCGCAUGCUGCGCUUCGCUUUGGCGCUCGCUCCAGCCGCAGCAGCGCCGCCGCCGCCGUCGUCGCCCCCUCCGGCGCCCCCCGGCUCCCUCCUCGGUCCCCGCUUCGUCCCAAUCAUUUCAGGCUCCUUCUACUGGCUGCCUGGACUCGGCUCCCGACUCCUUCAUGAAUUGCGGACGACAUGCCCGUUUCUUAGCCGGGGAACCUUCUUCUCGUCCCGCAUGUUCAGGACCAAACGCUCGGUGCUCGUCCGAAGACUCUGGCGGAGCCGUGCGCCCGGCGGGGAGGGAGGCGCCGGCGAUCUCGCGGAAGGCGCUGCGGACGGGCGGCCUCAUGGGGCCGGCGGAGGCGGAGGCGGAGGAGGAAGCCGGAUUUGCUGCAUGGGCAAGUCGGGGAAGCUGGCCAAGGCGCACGCCGGGUCGGAGGCCGAACUGAAGGCGCUGACCCACUCGGUGCUGAAGCGGCUGAAGGAGAAGCACCUGGAAGUGCUGCUGCAGGCCGUGGAGUCCCGCGGAGGCACCCGGACCUCCUGCCUCCUGCUGCCCACCAAGGUGGACUCCAAGCUGGGCCAGCACUGGUACUCUCUCCCGCUGCUGCUGUGCAAGAUCUUCCGAUGGCCCGAUCUCCGGCCUUGUUCGGAAGUCAAGCGGCUUUGUGGCUGUGAAUCUUACGGGAAAACUCACCUGGACUUAGCCUGCUGCAACCCUUAUCACCUGAGCAGACUCUGCGAGCUAGAGUCUCCCCCUCCUCCGUACUCCAGAUACCCAAUGGAUUUUCUCAAACCAACGGCGAGUUGUCCAGACUCUGUGCCUUCUUCCACGGAAACGAGGGGAACUAAUUUUCUGGCCCCUGAGGGGCUCGCAGAUUCUCAAGUUCUACAGGAACCGGGGGAUCUAUCACACUGGUGCGUGGUGGCAUAUUGGGAAGAAAAGACUCGCGUGGGUCGGUUGUAUUCUGUCCAAGAGCCCUCCCUGGAUAUCUUCUAUGAUCUACCUCAGGGGAAUGGUUUCUGUCUCGGACAGCUCAAUUCGGACAAUAAAAACCAGUUGGUGCAGAAGGUCCGUACCAAGAUUGGUUAUGGCAUCCAGCUGAGCAAGGAAGUAGACGGAGUAUGGGUUUAUAAUCGCAGCAGUUACCCGAUUUUUAUCAAGUCGGCCACACUGGACAACCCCGACUCCAGGACGUUGUUGGUCCACAAAGUGUUUCCAGGCUUUUCCAUCAAAGCGUUCGAUUAUGAGAAAGCUUACAGCUUGCAGAGGCCCAACGACCACGAAUUCAUGCAGCAGCCUUGGACUGGCUUCACAGUUCAGAUCAGCUUUGUGAAAGGCUGGGGCCAGUGCUACACAAGGCAGUUCAUCAGCAGCUGUCCGUGCUGGUUGGAGGUUAUUUUUAAUAACCGAUGACUCGAGACUCAACAGUGACUUUUUGUAACGACUUUGCUGCUAAAACGUUUCCUUCUGAGUGCUUGCUUUGUUGUGCAAACGUUUUUUGUUUGUUCUGUUUUGAGAAAUAGCUUAUGGAAAGAUUUCUCUCUCUCUCUCUCUCUCUCUCCCUCCCCUCCCUUUCUUUGUGUUUUUAUUUUGGGGGGGGUGUUUUGGACGUAUCUUUUUUAAAAGCGUAGAUGACCAAGAACCCAGAAAGGACGGAGGAAGUUUGGGAAAGGGUUAAGCUGGACAUGGUUACAGAGGGAUCGUUCUGAUUCCUUUUCAAAGUUACAAUGAUUCCAACUCUAAUGGGUAGAACUGCAGGCCACCAGCUUCACUGCACCUUCUCUUGAAUUCAAGCUCUGUUCUCUUUCUUGCCUCCCUUUGUAAACCCAACACACCUCCCUCCAGAACCCUGUGUUUUCCCCAGGAAAGGCACACUUCUUUGCACGCUUUGGAUGUUCUGCUCAUUUCAGCAGAGCUAAGAGAUCCACACUUAGAAGUGUCAUAGGACACCAAGAUCUCAUUUUCUUCAGUGAGAUGCAUGGAGGUGGGUCUGGAGCUGUCUGUCUUGCAAGAGAUUGAGAGGUCGGAUUCUUGCAACAAGUUACAGGUAGUCCCCGGGUUAAGAACGCUCGGUUUACCGAGGACCCAUAGUUAAGUACUGAGCCUAUUGUAGCAAAAUUUCAGUUAAAUACCCAAUGAUUUGAGUUAAAUACACAAUAGUUUGACUCAAUUACACAAUAUUACUUGUACGGUAUUAUACAAUAAUACUGUUCUGGCUUACACAUAAAUGUGACUUAAGGACAGCCCUUGGGAACGGAACUCGUUCUUAAACUGGAGACUACCUGUAUUUUGUUCUAGAUCUAGACAAAUGGUCCUGGAUCAAUCCUGCUCUCCUACAAGAUGUCUUUUUUCUGACAAAUACGUGGAUCUGUCUUGCUGCCGGUCAUUCUGUCUGCUAUUUGUUGCAAGCACAGUAGGUCCUUGGCCGGUAUCAGGAAGGUCAGCCACGGUGGUUUACAGCCCACCCCCCCAAAUCACUGGCACAGUAUGCAUGCACAUAUACAGAGCCACCAUGGGGGGGUGAAUGCAGAAAUGCAGAAUUUUAGUCAACAGCUUUAAGAACCUUUCUUCCUUCUCCCCUUUCUCACCACUCUGUUAUAUCUACCUGCAACUUUAACCCUUUGUGUCUGACCUCGUGGAUGAAAAAAAUAAGCUGCGCAGGUUUGGGAAAGAAAUGGCCAUGUUUCUGGGUGCUUGGUUAUCACUUAUUAUGCCAGGAAAACCAAAAAAAAAAAAAA